AUGUCUGGCAUUCUCCAGGCCAUCAGCGUCAUCACCCCCCUCCCUCCCCAGCCCCUCUCCAGGGACUACGACGGCUUCCAGGUCUGCUGGAAGAUGUUCUGUUUCCGCCCCAGCGUAUUCACCUUUGAAGCCUGGGCGUUCGGUCUCCUGGGACUCUACCUCUUGGCUUAUGUUGCUGGCAAGGCUCUCAAUGUCAACAGAGCCAAGUCUACUAUCCAGCCAUACAUCACCCUCAUCCGCUCCCAAUUCUCCUCCACGCGCCCCCUCGUUCAUUCUUCCCCUGCCCUCCACCUCCUAUUUGCAACCGGUCGCCGCUCCGUACUCGCCUUGCACACCACCAUCUCCCUCUACCCCAUUCACGAUUUGCCCAUGUUCCUCUUUGGUCUCGGUAGGAGCUUUAUCGAGCCUACCUAUGUCUUUGAGGAGAAUGUCGUGUUUGACUUUACCAUCGGACACGGUGCUGAUGGUGUCUCUGAUGGCACUGGUGUCUUUGCUAUCGUCUCCAAGGAUGGUAUGAAGGACGUCAGGUCUAAGCGCUGGGAUUUGACUUUUACGAAGCUCGCCGAGACUUCUGCUGUCCCCAUCACCCAUGCUCUCUUCACCGAGCACUCUGACCUCACCGACCUCGUUCUCAAGACCCCCAACGUUGGUGUGUCUGACCUCUUGAAGGACUCUGAUUCUCUUUCCGUCUUGAAGUAUCUUCUCGUAUCCGACGUCGCUGCCGAACGCCCCGCCCGAGGCCCUAUCGCUCCCAAGUCCAAGUCCCGACACGUCAUCCUCUCUGUCCACAAGCCUUCUUCUCCCGCCCAGGUUGAGGCUGUCAAGGCUUGGGUACAGGUCGCCCUCAACUUGUCUGAUCUUUUGGCCAAGGGUCCUAGUGUCUUGUUCAAGCCUGACGUCGCCCGUAAACUGAUCAAGACUCGUCAAACCGUCGAUGCUUCCCUCCUCGCCGCAUACCAAAAGGAAAAGCUCCUCGACUCUGGCGAGCCCACCGCCGAAGAGACUGCCGAGGAAAAGAGGCUGGCAAAGAAGAAGGCCGAGAGGGCCAAGAUGUCUGAGAAGGAGUUGAAGAGGGCUGAAGAGUUGGACAAGAAGAGGGAGAUGAGAAAGCUGCAAAAGAAGCAGAUGUCCAAGUAA
This is a messenger RNA of Cryptococcus wingfieldii CBS 7118, 1137 nucleotides long. RefSeq lists its product as hypothetical. Lineage: Eukaryota; Fungi; Basidiomycota; Tremellomycetes; Tremellales; Cryptococcaceae. Bases 1 to 1137 code for a protein of 378 amino acids. The transcript is spliced from 5 exons. The record is from RefSeq and is a predicted model, not a curated record. Gene Ontology annotation, molecular function: calcium ion binding. Gene Ontology annotation, cellular component: endoplasmic reticulum. Gene Ontology annotation, biological process: endoplasmic reticulum calcium ion homeostasis.